Aureobasidium namibiae CBS 147.97 is the source of this 1041-nucleotide messenger RNA. RefSeq lists its product as uncharacterized. Bases 1 to 1041 code for a protein of 346 amino acids. The transcript has 2 exons. NCBI's taxonomy places the organism in Eukaryota, Fungi, Ascomycota, Dothideomycetes, Dothideales, Saccotheciaceae. The record is from RefSeq and is a predicted model, not a curated record.
AUGUCUACAGCAAAGUCUCAGGUAAAGGGCGUCCUGUUGGUGGGCAGUGUGCCUGGGAGCGAUACUGAAGAUGUUUUGCGCCGGGUUGCUCCAGCUCUGGGAAGCCGCCUCAAGUAUAUACCUGACGGAGAGACCGGCCAACGUAACUUCUUCAUAGGAUGGCAGAUGUAUAAGUUCGGUGCCUUUCCCGAGGUGGUCAGCCAAUUCGGCCAGAAUGGCAAGUUUGAGGAGACUCCAGUGCCAGAGGAGAAAAUCAAAGAAGCAGCCGAAAAGCUCGAGGGCAUGUCGACAGAUUACGACACUGCGGCUCUUGAGUCUUACCCAGUGUUCAAGAAACUAAAGGAGGAAGGAGUCAUCCCUCAGAAAGUCAAGUUCCAGGUCUGCUUACCUUCACCACUGACAUUCGUCUCCCCUUUUAUCGUGGGAGACUACAAGACCGCGAUUGAGCCCGUCUACGAACGCGCCAUCCUCAGAGCUUUGGAAAACGUCACCAAGGCUAUCCCAGAGCAUGAGUUGGCUAUCCAAUGGGAUGUCCCUCUUGAAUUUGCUUUACUGGAGGGUGUCUGGGUAGAGCCCUGGUUCUCUCCUCUCGAGCAAGGGAUUCUAGACCGCUGGCUUAGAUUGACUGCAGCCGUCAAGCCUGCCAUCGACAUGGGCUUCCAUUUCUGCUACGGCGAUAUUGGUCACCAGCACUUCACUCAGCCAAAGGAUACUGGUGUGAUGGUUGAUAUGGCCAAAGAGCUUCUGAGUCAAGUCAAGAGACGUGUCGACUACAUCCACAUGCCUGUACCCAAGGAUAGAGAGGAUGCAGAAUAUUAUGCUUCCUUGAAGGACUUGCAAGCAGUCAGGGGUGAGACGGACAUUUAUCUUGGUCUUGUGCACACGGAUGACUUGGAAGGUACGGAGCGCAGGAUCAAGGCUGCUUUAGAGGUGCUCGAUAGCUUUGGAGUCGCGACCGAAUGUGGCUGGGGAAGAACAUCUGCGGAUGAGAUUGGUUCGAUUGUUCAUGUCUUGAACGCCGUCUCAAGCGAGCAAGUCUAG